This is a messenger RNA of Geodia barretti, 471 nucleotides long. Lineage: Eukaryota; Metazoa; Porifera; Demospongiae; Tetractinellida; Geodiidae. The record is from the annotation of a GenBank genome assembly.
AUGGGCUACUCGGUGAGAACGGCGCUGGACAUCCUCGGCCACGAUGCCCGGGUGGUGGUCGCGGAGCUGGUGCCAGGCGUGGUUGAGUGGAACCGGGGUGUGCUUGCCGAUCUGGCUGGCCGGCCUCUUGACGAUGGCCGGACUGAACUCUAUGAAACUGACGUUAUUCAGCUGAUAAAGGCCGCCGGAGGUGACUACGACGCCAUCAUGCUUGAUAUUGACAAUGGAGCGGAGGCGAUGGUCCGAAAGGGCAACAAUUGGCUAUACAGCCUGCCGGGGCUGACCGCCACCUACGCGGCGUUGCGGUACGGCGGUGUAUUGGCGAUGUGGUCUGCCGGUCCUCAACCGGCAUUCGUCAGACGGUUGCGCCGUGCUGGUUUCGAGGUGGAUGAAGUCAAGGUGCGGGCGCAUGGUGCAAGCAACCGCAAGGGGGGCGCACAUCAUGUCGUUUGGAUUGCAACGCGCGGUUGA